AUGGGGAAGCUUUCCGUGGAUGUCCCGGAUUGUAUGACGGGGGAUGGAAAGCGAUCCGGGGUGGAAGGCCUCUACGGACCAUGGCUAGUGACAAACCGAAUCGGUCCGUUCUCGAGGGCUUCCCGGAAGAAGGAGGCGCCGGGUAGCGGUGCGAGGAAGAAGCCGGUAAUCUCCCCUCCGAGUCCCGGUCUGACGGGAGACACUCAGGCAACGGCGGCCUCUCCGGUGGACCUUGAUGGUUGGCAGAAACCGUCUAAGGUGGCCCGCCGGAGAACGCCGGAGAAGGACGUUUCGGCGGCGAGCGCGGGCGUGACGAUGGGGGAAACGAGCCAACUCGGCUCGCGAUCCAAGUUGGAAGCUGAGUCAGGGGCAGGGUCUGACUCGAGCCGGGCUGCACCUUAUCAGGGCCGGAGUGAGGUGAGGCCCAGCUCUAGUGAUGGGCUUCGCCGAGGUGGGCCGGGCCUGAGCCCGUUGAAGCGGUCCAGGAGCCCGACGAGGAUUCAAUCCGGGGAGGGCUCGAUUGGUGGCCCUUUGAGGCCGAAAGGAGGGAAGAUGCCCUCCUUUGCGAAGGGCGGACGUCCGGUGCUCCGUCGGAGGAGCAAGAGCUCGCCACCGCCCCUCGCGCCGGUGCAUGGGCGACCUCCUCGGGCAGAGCAUCCGGUUGUGCCGGGUGGAGGCUCUUCACGGCAUGGGGUGGAGGAACCCCACGGACGACGGUUGCUCCGAGCUCUCUCGGUGGCGGCGGGACUGUCGGAGCAAGCCCCGGCGGCGACACUCGGGCCGAGUCCGGUGGAGGCGGCGGCGCGACGGGUCGAUGGGGAUGGUGGAUUCGACGCCGGUCGGGAGAAGGAGGUAAGCUCUUCAUCCCCUGAUUCCAUUUCGUGCCAUAUGGCACGGUUGAAUAGUCCCAGUCCCAUUGUGCUAAACAAGGGGAAGGGGAAAUUGGUUGACUCGAUGGAGGAGAACAAUCCGGAUGACGGUGGGAGGGAGCUUGGGGAGUCUGUGGCUUGUGGCACGGGCUCUAUGGGCACUGUGGACCAUAUGGCACAAGGGAAUAGUGGAGGGCAGCAUCUUCAAAUUUUUCUCCAAAUGAUGGCUUCGGCGAAGGGAGUGAAUAGGGAAUCUCAAGGUAUUGAAGAGCGUAUGGUAGUGGACACAGGUGGCAGCAUCAGCACGGGAGAUGCGGGCUGUGCGGUCUCAUCCGGUGAUUUAUGA
Molecule: messenger RNA, 1215 nt
Organism: Phoenix dactylifera (date palm)
Lineage: Eukaryota; Viridiplantae; Streptophyta; Magnoliopsida; Arecales; Arecaceae
Source: RefSeq, a predicted model, not a curated record